Molecule: messenger RNA, 489 nt
Organism: Puccinia graminis f. sp. tritici CRL 75-36-700-3
Lineage: Eukaryota; Fungi; Basidiomycota; Pucciniomycetes; Pucciniales; Pucciniaceae
Exons: 1
Coding region: 1-489 (162 amino acids)
Source: RefSeq, a predicted model, not a curated record
AUGGUUCCAGGAGGUGGAUUGGCUUUUGAGGGAAUGGUUGGGGCCAAUGAGUGUCCUGUUGCUAUUGAGGCCAAGGCCAAUGGUGUUCCCAAAGUCAUCACCAACAAACUUAUUGCAGACGGCAUGCCUGAAUUCGUUGCCAACAUUGCUACUGAAGGUAUUGCCAACAACGCUCCUGUAGUUAUUGCCAACAUUUCUUCUGAACCUAUUGCCAGCCCCAAACCGGAAGUGAUUGCCAAUGGCACUCCUGUGGUUAUUUCUGACAGUGCCCCAGUAUUGAUUGCCCCUGUAGGUAUCAAGGCCAGGGCUGGGGCUAACAACAAUUCACCUGUGCCUGUAGUAUUGAUCACUGACAAGUCACCUGAGUUUAAUGCAAAUGAGUUGCCUGAGUUUAACGCUGACAAGUUGCCUGAUUUUAAUGCCAACAUUGCUCUUGUAGUUACCAAGGUCAAGAGCAGGGCUGGGCUGGGGCCAACAACAAUUCUAUAG